Schistocerca piceifrons (Central American locust) is the source of this 1750-nucleotide messenger RNA. Its product is annotated as zinc finger protein 679-like. The transcript is spliced from 7 exons. The coding region runs from base 307 to 1269 and encodes 320 amino acids. The record is from RefSeq and is a predicted model, not a curated record. NCBI's taxonomy places the organism in Eukaryota, Metazoa, Arthropoda, Insecta, Orthoptera, Acrididae.
AGGUCUACCAUAAUGUCACGAAAUCUUCCUGUUAUUACGAAACUUAACGGGAAUUUGUGUUUUGGAAGCAUUAUAUGUUAAACACAGUACUUAUUUCUUAAAAUACACACAAUUUGCGGUCAAUAUAACAAUUUGUGACUGCUGUAAAUACCAUAGAUUAGCCGUUAGCAACUCCGUCGUAUAGUCGACCGAACUUCUAGUUUGCACCGUGUCCGCUGUUGCAGAUGAUACGAAGGUUAAGGAAUUUGCGAAUAGAAGUUUUCGAGAAGUACUCAUUAUUAUAUUUCAAAAAAGUGCGCUGUAAAUAUGGAAUCCACAGGAGAGUUAGAGGCAGUCACAAUGUGUGAUGAAAUUGACAUCAAAGAGGAACCAAAAUUGGAAACCCCUGAAGAUCCUGAUGCACAUGACCCACUACAGCUGAAGAAAGAGGAAUCUCCGCCACAAGAAGAAACCAUUUCUCUACCUGAUGCAAUACACACAAAAAAAGAACCUGAACUCCAAAAGGAAGUAGAGGCAACAAGUUGUGGCAUUGAACCAAGAAGAUUCCAACUUCAGAACAAGAAUGGUAUGAUCCCCAUUGGAGAGGAGGACGACUACAGUGCCGAUGGCAGUGACGGUUUGGCUACCAGAGCUGGACUAGCUGCAGGAAAAGCCAACAUCGUACAGUGCACAACUAAGGCGGCAGCAUUCUCCACGCACAAAAGUGGUACACGACAUCUUGCGUACAGCUGUGCCACCUGCAAGAAGAAAUUUGCACAUUUGCAGGACCUGGAAGAACACAAACAUAUAGACAGCCGUGAAUUUCAGCAUUCGUGCACCGUGUGUCACAAAACAUUGAAAAGCAGCUCCACCUUGAAGGUCCACUUCCGUCUGCACAGUGGCGAACGCCCAUAUAGUUGUGGUGUGUGUCUGAAGACAUUCAGAACCAGCAGCGUCCUGAAGCUGCACUCGCGUCUGCAGACAGGCGAACGUCCUUACUCCUGUGAAGUGUGCCACAAGAAAUUCAUUAGAAACAGCUGUCUGAAGAAACAUUCGCGACUGCACAACGGCUUACAUCAGUUCACCUGUGGCACAUGUCUCAAAAUAUUCACGGAAAAGUGCCACCUUGAAAUCCAAUCGCAGGCCUUCAGUUGCAACUUUUGUCACAAGAAAUUCUUGUUUCCUAGCGGCUUGAACAACCACCUACUCCUGCACACUGGCGAACGUCCAUUGAACUGUUGCGUCUGCCACAAUACGUUCGCCGUAAGUUCGGUACUGCGGCGACCAUAGUAACUCGGACGAAUCCCCUUUUUGAUGUGACAUGGGCCAUAAGAGGUUAAUGAGCAGACAUUGCAUUAUGAUAAACAAGAAGUCUCACGUCUAAGACAUGUCUUAUGACUCUUGUUUAUACAUAUCAUGCCUUUUCUGAAACAUUGGAGCUGUUAAAGUUACUUGUUACCUGUCACGACUGGCCAUCACCACCAAGGAAAUGAAGUUACAACUGUCGCAAAAACACAAUCCCUAUUAGUGUGUGUGAUGAGUAUAUUUGUAUCUGCACUAGUGAUCAGGACGAAAACACAGUCGUCUUCACAGACGUUCCAUAAAAUUACUGUUGGCUCUGACUCCUAUUUAUCAUUACUGUGUUGUGUGACUGAAUAUCUUAGCCGGCCGCGGUGGUCUCGCGGUUCUAGGCGCGCAGUCUGGAGCCGUGCGGCUGCUGCGGUCGCAGGUUCGAAUCCUGCCUCGGGCAUGGAUGUGUGUACUGUCCUUA